This is a messenger RNA of Rhincodon typus (whale shark), 4282 nucleotides long. RefSeq names its product methionine adenosyltransferase II, beta (gene mat2b). Gene Ontology annotation, biological process: S-adenosylmethionine biosynthetic process. Gene Ontology annotation, molecular function: methionine adenosyltransferase regulator activity. The transcript is spliced from 7 exons. Gene Ontology annotation, cellular component: methionine adenosyltransferase complex. The record is from RefSeq and is a predicted model, not a curated record. Lineage: Eukaryota; Metazoa; Chordata; Chondrichthyes; Orectolobiformes; Rhincodontidae. The coding region runs from base 1 to 1029 and encodes 342 amino acids.
AUGGCCAAAUUCUGCCCCUGUGUCUUAUGGACUACAGAACUUGGAUCUGGCCAGGCAUUGAGUGUGUUGUUGCAUCUUUUGUUGCAGGUGGAAACUUGCGUGCCAGACAGACGUGUCCUGAUCACCGGGGUAACAGGACUGCUUGGCCGUGCUGUAUAUAAGGAGUUUCUGGAAAAUGACUGGAACACAGUGGGCUGUGGUUACAAGAGAGCGCGACCUAAAUUUGAAAAAGUGAACUUGAUGGAUCCAGGGGCAGUGCGACAAAUUAUCCAGGAUUUUAAGCCUCAUGCUGUUAUACACUGUGCUGCGGAACGGAGACCUGAUGUUGCGGAGACUCAGCCUGAAUAUACCAGGCAGUUGAAUGUAAGCGCCUCGGGAUGCAUAGCCAAGGAGUCAGCUGAAAUUGGAGCCUUCCUGAUCUAUGUGAGCACAAAUUACAUCUUUGACGGAUCGCAUCCUCCUUAUCGAGAAAAUGACACUCCAAACCCCCUCAACCUGUAUGGGAAAACCAAGCUAGAAGGAGAGAGAGUGGUUUUGCAAAAUCAUCCAGGUGCUGCAGUGCUCCGGGUCCCACUCCUUUAUGGCAAUGUAGAGAAGUUGGAGGAAAGUUCAGCCACUUCCUUGUUUGGAAAAGUCCAGUGUCACAGCACAGUUGCCUGCAUAGACCACUGGCAGCAGCAAUAUCCCACACAUGUUGCUGAUGUGGCCAGAGUGUGUAGGCAGUUGUCAGAACGCAGAAUGCAGGACCCAUCGAUCCAUGGAGUUUUCCAUUGGUCUGGGAAUGAGCGAAUGACUAAAUAUGAGAUGGCUUGUACAAUGGCAGAUGUUUUCCAUCUUCCAAGCAACCACCUGCGACCAGUCACAGGUUGUCCUGCUGCUGGUGCUUCUCGACCCCGGGAUGUCCAGCUCAACUGUUCGCGCCUGGAGAGGAUGGGGAUUGGACAGCGGACCCCAUUCCGAGUUGGAGUGCAACGCUGUCUCUGGCCUUACCUCCUGGACAAACAGUGGCGACAGACGGUGUUUCACUGAGACUGUGAAAUUCGGUGUGGGAGAGGGACAGCAGCAAAAAGUGAAAUUUGAUGGAAAAGCACAAAAGUGUCAGAGUUUCAGACAACCCCCUCACUCCGUCCCAGAGAAUAUUAUUUUUUUUAAAAUUCACUGUCUAAACUCUCUGCUGUUGUGUAACCUUGCACACUGCUGGUUUACUCACUCCAUGUGUCUGUCUGUGGGUACACUUUACAAAAAUAUUAUGCACAUUUUAAACUUUUGUUUCUGCUUUGCUUUGUGAUUCUUUUUCAGAUGUAUGGGAGUUUGUACUUGUUUUGAAUUUGUUUGAAAACACUCCAGCCUGGUGUGGGAUGGGUGGGAGUUAAGACUGCUAGGUAUUUUGUUCGGCUCCCACUUAACUACCUGUUUGUACACAGUGUUUCGGUUUCGUGUAGAACGGAAGAGUGGUGGAAGUCAACUUACUGUUGGUUGUCUCUGUCUCUCCACACAAAAACCCCCUCCCUCUCCCAGUGCAUGGGCAAUGCACUGAAUCUCUUCCACUUAGUGUCGCGGUUUAAUUUCAGUCUUCCGAGAAGCGUAGCUCUCUGGACACUGCCUGGCCACUGGAAUCUCCCCUUUUGAGGGUCGUGUCCAUUUAAUUGUGGAGCGGCUUCACAGCCGAGGCCAAUCCUGUUUUUUGCACCUGGAGCUACUGGGUGGUGAGCAGGAAACACAAACCUGCUUUCAUUAUGAGCACCCGUCCCUUUUGCUUCUUCCACCUGUCACCUCAUGAAGAUGCAACAAGCCAACGUGCCUCCCAUCCAGGUGCCAUCAAAUGGGUUUGGCUAGCCUUGGGGAUCUGAUACUGAAUGAGCAAUCCAGUGGUUGUGAAUUCACUCCCUGCCAUGGAAACUUGAGAAACUAGUUUCACAAAAUCAGGUAAUUUAUGGACUGGCACCAGGUAAAGUGACCACGUAGUUGUCAGGUUGUAAUUAAAAACCCAUCUGGUUCACAACUGCCCUUCAGGGAAGGGAACCUGCCAUCCCUACCUGGUCUGGCCUAUAUGUGACUCAGUCCCCACAAUGCAUGCUUGCAUCUUAAUUGCGUGCGCCAUCUAAGGAUAAACUAAAUCAGUGUUACUUGGAGGUUUUUGAAAGUGGAGUUUUAAGUUUUUCAUUGAGCAGAGAUGACUUUAAAUUUGAGUUUAAAAAUUGAUCCAUUAGGUUUUCACUGUUUCAAUUAUUUGAGUUUUGAAACAAAUUCAGAGUUACAGGAUUGUAUUCUCAAAACUAGAAUCUUUGGUGAGAAAAGUGUUUUGAAGGUUUGGAUGUAAUUUUUGUUCAAGGUGAAACUUGUUUAUGAACCAUGUUUUCAGCAGGUAAGCUUUAGAUCAUUGCAGAUUUUCCAGUGUUUCAGUACUUUCAAAUAGCAGAAGCUCCAAAAAUGCGGUCUGUGUCUUUAUCUCUGUAACGUGACCUUCAGUGUUUCCUGUGCAUUGAAGUCAGCCCUGUCUUUGCUUUCUGAAUGAUUGUUUUGUUUUGUACUUCACGCUUCCCCUGAUAUAAAGCAGCUCAUACAAGAUUUAUUGCCGGCUAUAGGUUUAAAAUGACUCGCGCAUUUUCUAUUAGAUGUUAACAGAGCAAUAGAAAAAGAGAGGCCACAGUCUCAGGUUGAGAUUGUAUGGACACCAAACAGGAAUGAGUUCAGCGUUGAAUACAUAUGAACAGACUGAAUUCACUAAUUGACGUCAGUCAGAGUGCUCACUUUCGUGCUGACUACUCUCCCUCUCUUUCCUCUCCUAUCUCACUGCUGGGAAUUAACGCUGAAGGGGAUGAGAUCUAACGACCUUAUUCAUUGUCUGGGAGUUUUAGAGCUGGCAGUAAAUCUGUUAAACCCAGUUUGGAUGUCUAAUCUUAUUAAUCUUGCUUGGCACACAUGAGCGCUGCUGUAGGAAAUAAUUUUUAAAAAAGUCUAAAAGGUGCAUUGUGUUACAUUCACUUGAGUGUCAGUAUACAGGAAGCUUUGUUCCAUAUCUAAGCUGUACAGUGUUUGAGGGGCUAUGUAGAGUGCAUUUUUUAAAAAAAAUAUACUAGUGGGUUUUACUGUUUGCAGUCUAUUGAUUACAAAUCGAAAACACUCCUCACUAAUUAAUGGACUAAUUUGUGAAUGUCAGGACAGCUCUGAAUGUCUGACUGGAAGCUGCCUGUCUGAUGCAGCCAAAUAUAUUUACUAUCACUGCCAGCUGCCUGUAUAUUUUCCCCUUAUUUUCUAAGGAUUUUUAAAAAUCAUUUUCUGUAAUACUUACUUGGGAGCCUCAUGCUGUCUGACCGAGAAUCAUUGUGAUCUGGGAUUGUUGUCACAAAUGUGCAUCCUUGAGAGACUCUAAACAAUUAUUCCUGGUCUCUGUCUGAGUAGAGCUGAGUAAAGGGCUAUGAUUCUUCCUGAAACAUCCUAUUUUGGUGUCUUUGAAUUAACCACUGCCCUCAGAUGUACAGUAAACCUGUGAACAAUGUAGUUCCUAGCACUCGAUCUUUUAAACAUGGGCCAAGACUUUGAGCUCUGAUUGCUGAGGAAAGUUUCAUUUUUGUUUUUACUUCUGAAGGAGUCAUGUUGGACUCAAUAUCAGUUCAUUUCUCCCUCAAAUGCUGACUUCUGAGAUUUUUUUAUCACUUUGAUUUUAUUUCAGAUCUCCAGCAUAUAUGUACUUUUUUUUUUGUCCUAUCACUUCAGUUGAUUGCAUGAAUUCCUGGCCCAGCCUGCUUUGUCCUGGAGGUGUUACCUCUUGCUGCAGAUCCGUCCUGCAAGUCCAAUCGCAUUGCUGAUGUGUUGACCAAGUGGCCAUUCAAAAUGUGCUAGCAGGCUACUCAACUAUUCAAGCAUCGCAGUUUUUCACCUGACCAAAGCCCUCCCAUUUGUUCACAUUUCUGCACAGAAAAUGCUGCAGCCAGGACCUUGUGCCAUGUGCAUUAUUCCUCAGCAAGAGAAUUACAUCUCAGGACUGCGCUUGAGUGUAGCAGAGGACAGUUUGAUGUGGCUCAGCUCUAGUACACAUAUCUAUAACCUUUUUGGCAGUGAUCAUGUGUUUUUGCAAACUGUGACACUGCUGAAACAAUUCCAGUAGUUAACAGCCAAUACACGUCUGUGGAAACUGGAGUCUUUCUUUAUCUGUAAACUACACUUGUGAACAAACAACUGCAACAUUUUAAUGUGCAACUUGAAGGAAUAAUGCUUUUCACAUUCUGUCCUGUAGAGACAUACAAUGUAGAAAAUUUAUUAAUAAAGCUUCUACAAACUA